Pieris napi is the source of this 3348-nucleotide messenger RNA. RefSeq lists its product as uncharacterized. Lineage: Eukaryota; Metazoa; Arthropoda; Insecta; Lepidoptera; Pieridae. The record is from RefSeq and is a predicted model, not a curated record. Bases 117 to 2684 code for a protein of 855 amino acids. The transcript has 11 exons.
UAUCCAGUAGACAUCGUGUUGGCGUCCGAUGUUGACGCAGUUUGAUUAAAAUUAUUGUUUAUAAGUUGUGAUAAUUGGAUUGUAUCGUUCUGCAGAUCAUGACUUAGCUGCCAAAUAUGGAGGAAAAAACUGUUAAUGUCGCUGACGCCCAAACUGGGGCUUCAGCUGAAGUUAACAUUAAAGAUACGUCCAGUGUAGUGGUAGUCGAUAUAAAAAUAGAAAAUGAGAUACUAAAAGAAGAAACUCAAAAUGAAAGUGGUGUUUUAGUUGAAGUGUUUGAAGACAAAGACUCAGUUUCUAAAGAGAACUCUUUCAUUGAGAAUGGUUUGUGUGAAACAAUAGACGAUGCACGAUCGUUAGGUGACCUAGAUAGUUUAGCGGCAGGAGACGAAUUAGUGCUUGGGGCAGCGGGCAGUGACAGCGGAGUAGAAGGAUGCGGCCGAGCGUUGAGCAGUGGCGGAGGAUCUCGGUCUUGUGCAUCAAGUGUAGUUUCCUGCGGCUCAGGUUGUGGUUCAGAGAGUUCUUCGGUCGCAGGGGCACCUCCAAGACCAAGAAAACGUGUCAACGUAACAGUCUCAGAGCCAAAGAGAAGUUCACCGAUUACAUCUACCCCUCGCCCGACAACGGCUCCUAGAGGACCAAAUCUAGCCACUCGUGAUCGUGCCCGAAGCAGAGAGAAACCGAUACUACCCGAGAAACCUCGGCCCUUGACUCCAAAGCCUAAAAUUAGACCGACUACAGAUCUUCCGAAUCUUGUCAGAGAGAGCCCCGCGUUACGUGCCAAACAAACCAAAACUUCCGCCGCUAGAUGUAGAACGCCAAAUUCACCUCAGACUGAAGAAAAGAAAUGGCCAACAAAUGGCCAGAGGCUGACCACUGAUGCAGGAGCCACUCGUGUGGCGGCUGAUAAAUAUGGAACCUUGCCGAGAAGGAGAAGGGACGAUCAAGAGAUGUCGCCGAAACAUGACAGUAGCCCACCCUUAUCUAGACGUCCCACUGUCACGCGUUCAGCGUCCUCGAGAACAGCUACAAAGACGCGAGUAAAAAUAUACGCUGAAAAGACAUCGCAAACUGUUUUGUUGGGUUCUGAUAUUGAAUCCGCUUUUGGAGGCGUCGUUCCCAAUAUUGAAAGUAGAAUAGAAGUAAAUCGUUGUCAUCGUGGAGUGCAAGCAAGUGCAAGAGACACGGAGACACCACGACUUGCAGCAGCCAAGGCUGCAGCAGAGGCCGCUGCUGCCGAGGAAAGGGAGCGCAGGUUACACGCAGAAGCCCAGUUGGCUGCCGAACGGACUGCAAGAUUGGCUGCCAUCGCAGAGCUUGAAAGAAAUUCACUGCGGCUUUUGGAACUGGCUGGCGCAGGCGCUGGCGCAGGCGCGGAUGGCUGUCUGCGAGCACUGGAAGAGCAAUUGCGAUCCGCAGAAGACCUAGCAACUCGGCAGCGAGCAGAAAACGACUCGUUGAGAGACCACUGUGACAAGUUACACGCAGAUGCGUGCAAAGCCCGUGAAAGGUCACGGGUCUUCGAAGCGCGUUUAACAGAAGCGGAGCGUGAAGCGGCGGAAAUGCAGGACUUCUUGGCCGCUGAGACUGGAGCUCUUGGGGACUCGCUGCUUGAUGCUGAGAAUGAGAUUGCCAGGCUCAACGCUGACCUUGAGAGAAGACGUGGUGAAUGCCGUCAAUUAGUGCGAAUGUGCGAACAACGUCGUCAAGAGGCGUUGGCCGCGUCCGCUCGCGCUCGUUUCGCAACGGGCGCAAGUGUGGGUGGUGCUCACGCCAGCGCGCACGCACUCGACGCACUCGCACGAAAACUACGCACGUUGACUGAUGCAGUGCGAGCGGCUUAUGCGUUGCCACAUCAUGCUAUACAGCCAACUGUUUUUCACAAUGAUGCGUACAGUCGUAGCGACAGCGGCGAUACACUGUCCCCUGAAGAGGAAUCCAGAGGUGGUCUCCUAGGAGCAGUGGUACGUGCACUGCGUACGGCAGCGGCGAGCGCGCCCGUACUUACGCACGCUGAUGAUGAUCGCUCAAGGAUAUCCGAUGAUAAUGAUUCAGCUGAGUUACUUGAUUCGGAAACGGAGCCCUGUUUGGUUACUGAUCCGGAAUGUGCAGAAGAGUGGUGGUCGGGCGCCUGGAGUGGUGAAGAAUUGUCUCCCGAACGAGAUUCUUUCGGGGACAUUGAUAAAGAUCCAGAAUCUAACUCCGGAUCUGAGCGCGAAUCGCUCCGGAAUCUAUCAGCGGCUAUUGCGCAAAGGCAGAGAACCGAAGCGGAAGCGGAAGAGGCGGCUCGGGGAUGUCUUUUGGACAAGGUGGUGUUAUUGGACCAAAGAUUGGCGGAACUGGUUCGAGCGCUCGCAUUGGCCGCCGCCGCCGCGAGGCAUAAGGACGCGCCCGCUGCUACGCUCGCUGAUACGCUCCGGUGCUCAGUACAUUCGCUACCUUACAGGGAGAAGUUGGAUGUGACUGAGAAAAACGUGGCAGACGUGGUCGUGAAGAAAUUAGCGGAACUCGAUGCCUCAAAACACAUGAUGGAGCAGUACAGACACUCCAUUGAAGCCCUGCUUGGCGAUCUCGAGUCAAGAAUAAAGAUGCGAGGUCCGAACCCAACCGUAACGUACACACACGCUUAUAGACGCACACUCACGUAUACGUUUACGUAUGCUCUCUUACACUUCGCUUUAUAGUAUUAUAUUUUAAUUAAAGGGUGUAAUUUGGUACACGUUUUGUUUUGUUCAAUCUUAUUGUUCAGAACUAUCUGGGUUUGACAUUUUCUACGGUUUAUUGAAUGAGUAUUGGUAUAAUUGUAUUUAUAUGAUGAUGUAAUUUGGUAUAUAUAUAUCAUAGUUGUAUUUUAUCAUUUCUAAUCAAUACUGAUUUUGGCAAAUAUACUUAUUACUUAGCUGUAAUCAUAUCGUCAAAUAACUAUGUUCUGUACGAAUUUUACGAUGGUCAAGUAAUAUUUUAAAAAUCGCUUUUAACAUACUUUUCUUAAAGGCGAUCUAUUUUCACUGUAACACACUAUUAGUUACAUAUACUUAUUAUGCUUUGGCUUUAUUUACGUUCUACAUACACAUACUCUUCGAAAGAAUGGCUUAUAUCCGCUUAGGAUAUUGCGAUAUAUAUUUUCUGUAGUGGGCCUUACAAUUAUAUACGUAUAAAUUAUGUAUUAUAAGCUUAUUAUAUGUGUAGCAUUAUAUAGAGAGCAUACAUAGCUGAUGGCGGUGACUCGCGACCUCGCACCGUUUGUAAAUUAUCCACGGAUUUAAAUGUACAUAGAAACCGACGCUUACGAAGAAAAGCUCGCAAGACUUUUUGCAUAGUUCUUUGGCAUUCGUAUAGCUUCGUUAC